CCUCCAUUUCCUAAACAUCCCCAUCCAAUCGACUUCUGCAAGAUAUAAAAUGCGUUUCGGAUUCAGCACCCCUGCAGUUGUCCGCUGGCCUGGCCUGGCGGACUUCCAGCACUCUUCGAUGGAGGAGUUGAGUCUACUACUCUCUCUUCUUCGUUAUGUUAUGGCGCGCUUCAUUGUCUACUACAACACUAACGACUCAAUUCCCACCCACCAGGCAGCCGUGAUAGAACACAUAGGAAAGGACGCGCCCACCUGUCCGCGCCAACGCGUUCGACAUAUCCACUUGGACACUCGACAUUCACACUCUGCUUGACCGACUCGACUGGCUGCGCAUCUUGCAGAUAUAUUCCAUAAUCUCCGGUCUUUCUUGUCCUCCUCGAUCUACCUCUGGUCCUCCACUCCGCCUGUGGCCCUCCUUCCCUCCCACACGCACACAUACAUCCACACAAGUCACAAUGAGCGAAUCUCGAGACAUGUACGACAGCGACAUCGCGAGCCAAUAUGACGAGCGCACAACAUUCCCAGACCUGAACAGUCCUCUCUCCGACUUCACACCAACGCGCCAUCAAUCUCCCUAUGGAGAGCAUUUGUCGUACUCGGGCUAUCCGUUCGAGCCUUCGGAAACAGAUCCUGAUGCGUACUCGGUCGCUAGCGACUCUGCGGUCAGCGAGUCUAUUGGAGGCGCAUCGUUGGAAAGCACCUGGGGCCCUCUAGCUCGACACUGGUAUAAUCGCAAUGCCGGGCUGGUCCGUCGUAGCGAGUCUCCCACAAUGUCGCGUUCCAUGUCACCUUCAAGGAGAUCGCUACACCCAACACAAAUAUUACUACCGCUUUCUCGAGACCAGACUCCUCGCUCCAGUCCGGACCGUGAUGACAUUCCGAACGUGGGAGAGCUGAGCGUCGUAGAGGAGGAGCAUGAAGGGGCAGAGGACGGGAACGAUGAUGGUGACGACGAUGAUGAUAAAAAGGAGGAGGAAAUUCCAGCCGUCCAGCAUACGUCCGCAGGGUAUUCAUUUAUCCGGUUCACGAUGCGCGGGGAAAUACAUUCUUCGAUCGAGCAUAUCGAAAAUAGCCUGUUGUGGCUCAAGUCAAGAUACGAUGCGGUUACCGAAGCCAAGCUGUCCAAGGCGUCCACGAUACUUGUUAUACUGCUAGGUUACAUCGCUUUCAAGCUUCUGCUCGCCACAGCCGAGCAACCAGCCUCGCCCGAUCUUGUGAUGGUUGCGCAACUAAGCAAAUCGUAUGAGCCUUUACUCUACUACACUGAGGAUGGAUUCAGACAGGUCGAUACCCUGCAGGAGACUAGCAUCGCCGUUUGGGACCUGGGAGAAACCAUCCGGCAAAGUAACAUGACAUCAGGUCCGAUCAUCUUCCGCGAGCUGGACGAUCUCAGCGGCACUCUGAUGGAGCUAUCGCAGAAUCUGAAUGUGUUCUUGGGACAGGUCACUAGUGACGUGGACAGCAUACUCUCGACCAUGGACUGGGCGAAGCGGGAGCUCGCAAAGGCGUUGACACGGCCGACUACCAUCUUUGAUAGUGUCCACGGCAUCUUUAGCCGUAUCAAGCUUCUAGAGAGGGGUGGACAAUCGACCAAGAUUGGCGAAGUUGUGACUGAGCUCUUUGGGCAAACGACGCACCAAAGGACCAUGGUCAGCUUGCACCGAACCUUCAACGAGUUCCUGAAUACGAUGGAGAGAAGUAUCAAUGACGAGCUUACUCAUUGCAACAACAUCAUCCGGCUCUUUAACGAUGUCGACGGGCAAUUUAUGAACCUGCAGCGUACGGUGAUUCGUGAGAAGGACCAGCAAGAGCGCGAGGAAGGCGACAUCCUGGGCAGUAUGUGGCAUCGCCUGCUCGGAAGCAACUCGGCGAUUGCCAAGUUCGAGAAGAACAGAAAGCUGCUAUCGAGCAUCAAAGAUCGCACAGUCAGGGACAAGCACAUGCUCGUCAGCCACCACGGACGCCUCCUUACGCUGAAGGCGAAUCUGGAGGGCUUGCGACGACGUCUAUUCAGUCCGCUUGUCAGAGGCAAUGCCAGCAGUUCGUUGAGCGCCGCAGAACAGAUCGAGGGCCUGAAUGAAAUCUAUGAAUACGUCGACAAGAUUCGCGACAAUCACAAGGUUCGAAUGCGCGAUGAACGACGACUUUCCGGUCACAAGGAGUCCCAGAAGGUCAUUGAAGGCUCGUCAUGAGAGUGAUGCAACACGGUUUUUUGUUAGUCGUUAUACGGAGUCUUUCUACGGUAUGAUGGUUAAUGAUAGCGGAGUCCCAAAUGAGCAUUUCUUGGACAGGCGCGUAGACGGCAACAAGCUCGCGCAGUGUGGCGCGAUAAGGAGUACUCGAUUGACACCCUGCAAAGCAUUUAUUUUUUCUUCUUGAGGGCAGCUGUCUUUGGUAUCUGUAUUGGUUCGGCAUUCAUUCCAGGGCUGUUUGUUCAGCGAGGUUUUUCUCGCGACCGGAUGACGACGGGAAUGUAUGUAAGAAGCCAUCCAUCUACCUUGAGCUACGUAGAACUAACUAUUAGUGAGUGAGUGAGGUGAUAUUUACCUCGCCACCUUCUUUUCUCUCUUUCUCUAUUACAAGAGCACACACGCAAUUACUUGAACUGCG
Messenger RNA from Pseudovirgaria hyperparasitica, 2610 nucleotides. RefSeq lists its product as uncharacterized. The coding region runs from base 456 to 2192 and encodes 578 amino acids. The record is from RefSeq and is a predicted model, not a curated record. The transcript has 3 exons. Lineage: Eukaryota; Fungi; Ascomycota; Dothideomycetes; Acrospermales; Acrospermaceae.